UAGCGAUUGCAGCCUAUAUAAACAUGUGCUUGCAUGGGGCCUGAAUUUAUAUGGAAUAAUAACUCUUGUUUUAAAAUGUUAUGGAAUAUUGGAGGUUGAAAAGAACUGUUUUUAAAGCUUUAAUUGUAAUAAGCUUUAAAAUUCGCGAACAAUGGAAACGUAUUUUCUUUUUCAAAUGACUUUUGUUAUUUUAAUUAGUGUUAGUGAUUUUCUAAGUUACUCAGUGCAAGCCACGAAAUACAGGAGACAACAAAAUAUGCCGCAAACUGUAGACAGUCUGCGAGUUCAGAUUCAGAAUGUCGAACGUACUUUAUUAGAAUGCAGACGACAUAUUGAGCUUUUAACAGGACAAACGCAAAACAAAGCGACCAACACCCAAUCUGGAUACGGAAACUGGGGAUGGAUGGGUUUCAUUAACGAUCGACGAAAACGUUCACUCAGAGCUCGACGCUAUUACUACAAUUACUACAACUACAAUUACUGGAACAACUAUCAGAACCAAUUGCAGAAUACAUUGAACACGCGGACACAAGAGUACAACCAAUGCACGACCCGCCUGCAAUCCAUCCGCGCACAGCAGGAAGAGCUGAAAAAUAAACAGCAGUUGGCAGCUAGCCUGCUGAAAGAGAUUGAGGCUGACACGACAGAGCUGAAGAGGUGCGUGGCUCUGGGUGGCAGGACGAACGUGGACAUACCAACCAUAGACAGGUACAUUGCUGGCGGAGGAAUCGUUCAGCAGGCGGUCCAGCAAACUGCUGCCCCAAGAACGCAAGCACCAGCCCGAGCCCCCAUUUGGUGGUGGUACUAUGAUGAUAGGCGCAGAUCAGUUGUGCCAUCAAAUUUUGACUGGUCUCAAAUUCUGGCUCAGAGACAACAAUGGAAAUCUUUUGUAAGGGAGGCAGUUGUCGGCUGCUGGACAAGUAUUGGACGUUUGCCUGACGGGAGCCUUCCCAGCACUACCACUGUCAAAACCACAACAACUACGUCAGCACCGCCAAUUGUCCCACCACCACCGCCACCCCCUCCUCCUCCACCACCCCCUCCUAAAACAACCACAAAGGCGACCACCACGGCCACCACACCGCCCCCCACCACAACUACCACCACAACUACAACCACAACGACCACACCGCCCCCCACCACAACUACAACCACAACUACCACCACACCGCCCCCCACCACAACUACCACGGCUAGACCGACCACCACCAUUAGCUACAACACCACAACGGUAGUAUACACGACUUUCACCACAGGGCCAGGAUUGACCACGACGUCUGCGCCAUUGUACGUCAGCACCCCGUGCUAGCCCCCCCCCCCCCCCCCCCCCCGUAUCAUGAUGGGAACAGAUGGUACAAAGGCAGCGCCUUGCGGUAGUCACUAAGCGCUGGCGGAGAAGAGAAAAACAAACAACCUGUGCGUGUAUGGGGAGGGUUGGAGUUUGCGCGUGUCUGUGUGUGUGGAGGGGUGUCCUUCAUUAUUUAUCUAUAAAGCGUUUUUGUUGAUGUGUCAAUCAGUUGGUUUAAUUAAUAAAGUAUUUCCAUAACACCAAAUA
Molecule: messenger RNA, 1555 nt
Organism: Biomphalaria glabrata
Lineage: Eukaryota; Metazoa; Mollusca; Gastropoda; Planorbidae
Product: probable transcription-associated protein 1
Exons: 3
Coding region: 152-1309 (385 amino acids)
Source: RefSeq, a predicted model, not a curated record